AUGGAUUUGAUCUUUUCGCUCUGUUGCUUCCAGACCAAGAUCAUGCCCAUGGUGUCCAAUGUAAUGCAUGCAUGCAUGCGCUUUGAGUUCGAGAAACGGACAUCAUCCAAGAAAGAGAGAUGUUUGGAAGCAUAUGGAGACCCAGGCUAUCCAAGUCAAGUCACGAAAGUCUCUGACUACACAUUUGGCCAGAUGGAACCUGCACUCAGACAACGACUGUUGGUCACAACUGCCAUGACCUUAGUCCACCAAGUGACGCAUAGCUGCGUGAACAACAAGAGAAUUGAGCUGGCCAAACAUGACCUGGAAUUUAGCUUUUUGGAUCAAUGGAGCAGAGGAUGA
Exophiala oligosperma is the source of this 342-nucleotide messenger RNA. RefSeq lists its product as uncharacterized. NCBI's taxonomy places the organism in Eukaryota, Fungi, Ascomycota, Eurotiomycetes, Chaetothyriales, Herpotrichiellaceae. The transcript is spliced from 2 exons. The record is from RefSeq and is a predicted model, not a curated record. Bases 1 to 342 code for a protein of 113 amino acids.